UCGUUCACGUGUCCUGGUCGCCCCACACUAUAAGAAUAAGUGGCUGGAAAGUUACUGAGUUCAGGGGAGAGGAGGACUUGGUAUCUUAUAGAACGUAGUGGAUACCGGCGACUACAAGUAAUUUACCAAGUUCCUGCUGGCAAAAAACUCGCAGUCAUGGCAAAUGGAGCCGCUCCCGAAAGUCAGCAAGACACUCUACCAGAAAUAGUCGCCGCUGUCAAUUUCCUCUCUAGUCUUCUGCAAACUCGACUGAACGAACAACAACUGAGGGGCUUCGGAAGAACAUUACGGAACACCCUAACUGAACACUACACACAUCAUUGGUUUCCAGACAAGCCAGCAAAAGGCUCUGGGUAUCGUUGUAUCAGGAUAAACCAUAAGAUGGAUCCAGUCAUCAGUAAAGUUGCAAGUCAUAUCAACUUGAGUAACCAGCAUCUGCUCAGUCUAUUGCCCAAAGAGCUCACACUUUGGGUGGACCCUUUUGAAGUUUCAUACCGAAUUGGAGAGGACGGUUCAAUUUGUGUCUUGUAUGAAGCCUCUGCCCCAUCUACAAGGGGCCAUUUGAACUGCAAAAGUGAGGUGCUGGGGAGUUCCAGCACUCCUACCCACUACCUAAUGACAGUGACCAGUUAACCUUCUGGGAUUUGCCCCCCCAUCUGCUGCUUGUGUAUGUGUAAAUACCUUGCUCUGUGAGCCAUCUUUUUUAACAAAGAUCUAUUUAUUUUUUAAAGCGUUUUUUGGGGAAAAAGUAAAAUUUGUUUAAACAGUCUA
Molecule: messenger RNA, 771 nt
Organism: Xenopus laevis (African clawed frog)
Lineage: Eukaryota; Metazoa; Chordata; Amphibia; Anura; Pipidae
Gene: btg2.S
Product: BTG family member 2 S homeolog
Biological process (GO): negative regulation of cell population proliferation
Cellular component (GO): cytoplasm; nucleus
Source: RefSeq, marked provisional